AUGAGCACAGGAGACGAUAUCGAAGGACAGAAAGUGGCCACAUCCAAUGAAAGUAAAGGGGAUCCACAGCAGUUUCAAACGGUAGUAAGUGCGCAUGACGAAGAAGAUUUACUUCCUGUGGUAGACGACGUAUCCUUCCCAGUAUGGUUGAUCGCGUUCGUGGGAGCUGCCGAGCGUUUCGCCUGGUAUGGGCCGACCACCCCUUUGCACGAGUCUUUCUCAAAGAAUUACAUCCAGCAUUCUCCUUCCAGCAAUAUUCCCGGCGUACUGGGCCUGCGCGAAGCGAUGGCAACCAAUAUUGUGAACGCGAUGAUGGCUGCCGGUUAUCUCGCAACGAUCCCAGCAGCAGUCAUGGCUGAUAUGUGGUUGGGUCGCUAUAGAACUAUUCUGGUCUCUGCUCUCGUCCAACUCUGCGGCUCUGCGAUUUUGUUCGAGACCUCCUUUCCUCGCGCCGUUCAAGCCGGUGCCGCAGAAGGUGGAUUAGCCACCGCUAUCGUGCUCAUCUCUCCAGGCUCAGGAGGCGUGCGAUCCUCCAUCGCUCCAUUUAUCGGUAUGUCACAAUGGAAGCACCAGUUGCCUGGAGUUGACAACCUCUUCGAGCUGACCGGCCAUAGCGGAGCAGUCAAGGUAGUAAAGAACGGACAAAAAUCGAGAGCUUACAAUCCAAUAUAUCUACAAUGUGUACUACUAGUAUUUCGUCCCCGUGCCUCGUUUCGACAUCUAGCACUGUUGACACCUCGCCCUAUGAUGGUGAAUGUGGGUGGACUGUCGGCCCUGAUGACCACAAUUCUUGAGAAGUAUGUUGGAUACUGGGUCGCGUACCUGGUGCCCUUGUGCAUGAUGGUUCUAUCGGUUGUGCCAUUGCUGGCGUGGCGACAUACGCUCGUCCAACGCCCACCAAGUGGCUCUGUGCUGCCACAAGCCAGUAGAGCAAUGAUGGACGAGGCCAAGCCAGAAAAACAACAAGAGAAGCACCACCGACAGGUGCCCUGGACCGAUACAUUCAUUGACGAGUUGAAGAGUGGAUUACUCGCAUGUCGGGUUUUUCUCCUCUUUCCCGUUCAUUGGUUGUGCCUGAAUCAAACCUUCAAUAACCUCAUUUCCCAGGCCGGACAGAUGGUUAAUUCCGGAGUUCCGAACGACACCAUCAAGUCACCCAACCCUAUUGCCAGCAUUAUCCUGACUCCAGUGGCCUCAAAGGGAUCCGAUUCGGGCCCAUGGCCCGGAUUGCCAUGGGAUUCCUAUUUCUCAACCUCGCUAUGGUUUACACCGCGAUCCUGCAGAAAUUAUGCCCGGAGUCAGAUCAUGGCCAGAUUCCCAAUCAAAUCUCCAUGUUCCCUGCAAGCACCAAUCUACGUCCUCGGUGCAAUUGCGGAAAUCUUCUGUUUCACCACGGGGACAGAAUACGCCUACAAAAAAGCCCCAAAGACGAUGAAAUCGAUGAUUCAAUCGGUGUGGAUGGCCACCGCUGGAGUUGGAGCUUGCCUGGCCAUGGCUUUUACGCCAAUAACCAAGGACCUUCAUCUGGUUAUCAUGUAUUCGUCAUUGGCGGGCGUCAUGGCCAUGACAACGGUUUUGUUCGGGGCAUUCUUUGGGAAGCACAAUAGAGAGAAGACCCUCCUUCUAUGA
This is a messenger RNA of Aspergillus oryzae RIB40, 1629 nucleotides long. RefSeq lists its product as uncharacterized. Bases 1 to 1629 code for a protein of 542 amino acids. Lineage: Eukaryota; Fungi; Ascomycota; Eurotiomycetes; Eurotiales; Aspergillaceae. The record is from RefSeq and is a predicted model, not a curated record. Gene Ontology annotation, biological process: oligopeptide transport; transmembrane transport. Gene Ontology annotation, cellular component: fungal-type vacuole; plasma membrane. Gene Ontology annotation, molecular function: tripeptide transmembrane transporter activity; dipeptide transmembrane transporter activity. The transcript is spliced from 10 exons.